GUUGUACACUAAUGUUAUUUGGAUAACCGUUCUGCUGUUGGUGUUAUGGCGCAUAACACGUCGGUUCUUUGACGUCUCUGGUAUUUCCACAACGAGACCAGUUGGGGUUAUCUCAGCCAUGGUUGAGAAGGAAUUGGGGGAAAGGAACUUUGGCUUUGACUCCCUGAAGUACAUAUAUAUUACAUGAUAUAGAUAUCUAUGUAUAAUUUGAUAUUAUUUAGAUAUAGAGCUCCAGGACUCCCGCCGGAGCACCCGGAGUGUUCUAGAAAAUUUACUGAACACGGCAAAAGGCUGCGUGCGCCUCGCCAUUGCGAUACAUCCACUGUAAACUGAGCGAAUGGUACCGUGGCCGCAAGCUGCUCAGGGCCAAACCCCCACCCUCCUCCUUGACCCGCCUCUCACCUCCUCAUUUGCAUUAAAGCUGCAGACACCGAAACGUCGCGUUUGGGGAAAGCACAAUGUGCGACUGGCUCGUAGUGGCUGUAACUCUGCACCACAGCUGAAUUUCGGGGAACUUCUUUAAAUACUGUGUUAGAAGCCCACUAAUAUCUAUAUUAAAGCUUCCAUAAAGUAGCAUGCCAUGGGACCUUUAAAACACAACAUCCAAUACCACCGAAUACCCCAAAAACAGUGGUUACCGCCGAUAUAUUACUCGUAGACUACUGUUAGAUUCAAACAGCAAAGACAGAGACAUGUUAGAAGUCAACAACAACAUUAUUUAUUGCAGCAAUUAAAAUUCCAUAAUUACAUGUGCAGCUGAAAUGUACCAAUCAACUGCCUUUCACAAGGCAACCCUAUCACAAGGCAUAUAAUAAAAUCAAAUGAUUCCAUUGCACUUGUCUGAGAGGUCGCUUUUGAGCUGCACUUGCCAUCUCCCUCUGAUUUUAAUUCAACCAUCGUGGCUUAAAAUGUCCUCAUAGUGAUCAAUGACAGAAGACAUCAAUUAUUCAUGCUGAGAGACUAGCGGGUGUUAGAGAAUAUGUGCAGCCAUUUUUUGUUGCGAUUGUUUGCCAUAAAGCACUGUAGGCGCUUCGGAGGCACUGGAGGCUGUGAUGAAGUUCAGUAUUUCUAGACAGUUACGAACAUCCCGGACCUUAGUGGAGGGCACAAUCGACAAUCGCUGCGAGAAACUGCGAUGCGUGCCUGAACACGCUGCACGCUUUCCCGCUUGCAUUUCCCGCCCGUCAUACCCGGGCCCUGCCAAACACUACGGGAUCCAAAGCUUUCCUAAUCCGUCAACAAUAGCCGUAUCAAUGAUUAGGCCUAGGCCUGAUCACUUGUUUUUAAAAUCUUGAGAAUUCAUAUUAGUCUAUUCUUUCGUAGGCUACUUUGCUGUUGGCCUUGAUCGGGAGAUUUUCUUUGCUGCCACAAAAUAUAGUUACAUCUAACAACGUUCCUGCGUCUCCCCCUCCUACAGAGCCCAUUUCAGCACCGUGUCAGUGGACAGUUCCAAGCCUACGAACGUCGUUAGAGCAGUGCACGCACGUUCAUGUUAGGAGCAGUUUCGGGAAACGCUCGACUUAUUUUUUUUUUACAAAGGAGGGAGAGCGGGUUGGCUGGUAGCUGGAAGGUUGCCGGUACGAUCCCCGGCUCCUUCUGGUGUCGAGGUGUCCCUGAGCAAGGCACCUCAGCCUAACUUCCCCCGAAGAGCUGGCGUUCACCCAGCAUGGCUGACUCCUCUGUCGGUGCAGCUCCUGAUGGCGGUAGCGUGCUGCUGGAGCGGCGAGCAUGUUCCAAGGUCACUCACCAUGACCGUGUGCUCCUAAACCCCCCCAAUGCUGUCCGGUCUGAUCGGUCGGCCGAGGUUGUUGUUGUGCUGUUCGUUAAAGACCAGGCAAAGAGUUGGCCCGGACUAGCCUUGAUGGUGAUCAAGGCUCGAUCGGUAUACCCAACACUGGUUGGCUCAGCUUGUUGUCUUGCUGUUCGUUAAGGACCAGGAAAGAGCAAAAAAGUAUCUCUUUUGCCCCCUCUUCAUCACCGUUGGUUGACACGGACCUCCUCCAACACUGCUCUUCAUGCUCAUAGUCCCGUUGUACUUUUCGUUUCAAAGUGGACAACAUGUCUUAAAGAAACGCCUGAAGACGAAAUGAAUGCGGGCGCCAGGGGUACAACCGUCGAUCAAGUCUCAAACUCAGCGUCGGGGAGCGAAUGAAUGCGAUCAUCAGGGUUACCAAACUGUCAAUCAAGUAUCAAACGAACAAGCGAACAGCAAGGUCGUUAGGAUGGAGGUGGCGGAGGCACUCGACAACGCGCAGGACAUCAGCCCGGCGUUGGAGGCCACGGAGGACUUCCUCCACUGCCUGGACGGUAUCUACGACCGGAACCGCUGCCAGAACCACGCAGCAGACCGCCAGGACGUGUCCAACAGUGGUGGGGGGAAAUUUGGGUCCAACGCACACCCGGAGACACGGAGCAACGCCGCGGCCAAUGUGUGGUGCCUGCUCACUGGGGAGCGCUCCUCUGAGCUGGGGCCCAUGUCGUUCGCCUGGACCGGUGCCAACGGGCUGAGGCCCGGCAGGAAGUGGCGGGCGCAGUCCACCAACGACCUGGCGUCGCAGGCCCAGGAGUGCGCCCUGGAGUGUGGUCCCGUAUCCAACGCAGCCUUCAGGAAGGGUCACCACCGCUCGCGGUCGGACGUCCACUACCGGCCCUCUGCCUGCAACGACAACGGGAGGCCCGCCGCCGCGCCCCAGACCAGGGCGCCCCAGAACGCCCACUGGGAUGCUGACCGAGACGGCGGCCGUCCCAUCGUGGUGAAACAAGCGGACCUGGAGCGUCGCCACGGCGCCGGCUGGUCCCGCUGCCGCCUGCAGCUCACGCCCUGCGAGCUCCGCCUCUACGGCCCCGCCCACUCCGCCGGCUCCGCCCCCUACCGCCUGGUCACCGCCUACUCCCUCUCCCAUUGCCAGAGCGUGUGCUCCCCGGCGCCGCUGGACCCCGCCCCCACGUCCAAGGGCCCCCACCCGGCCCCCGUGGCCCCCGACGCCCGCACCUUCCACGCGCUCUUCUUCAACAGCACACACCUCCACCUGCGGGCGGAGAGCCGGCGCGAGGCCACGGAGUGGCAGCGGCUGAUCUGGGAGCGCGUCCUCGCCUCCCGUCCCCUCGACAACGGGCGCGGCGCCACGGAGACGGCGGCGGUGGCGGUCCCGGCGGCCCCGUCCCAGCGGCCCAGCGCCCUCCCCCUCUUCUCCCCGUCGCCGCGCAGCCCGGACGUCCUGAAGGUGGGGGUGCUCCACCUGCUGACGGAGCCCGGGGCCUGGAGGGCCUUCACCUUCGUGCUGAGCCGCAGCGUACUCCGGGCGUUCCUGACGGAGGGGCGUGGCCCCGUGUCGGAGCCGGCGUUCCGGUAUCAACUGGCCACCUGUCUGGGAGUGGAGAAAGAGGGGGAUACGAGGCGACGUCCGGGGGAACCCGGGAACACCGGGAAGGCCUACGGGAACGUCUUCAAGGCGGCGUUCCCUAAAGAGGUGGUGGUGCUACGGGCGGAGAGCGCGUCGGAGGCCCAGAGCUGGGUGGAGGUCCUGGGCGAGGCGCUGGAGCUGGAGAGCCUCCGACCCAGCCAGGAGCUCUGCCAGCCCUUCAGCCAGGAGGACGUGCUCCAGGGGACCCUGUCCCGGCCCCAGGGGCAGCAGCCGAGAGGGGCCCCCCAGCAGAAGGCCCCGGUCACAAGCAGCUUCCUCAGCAUCCUCCCCUGCCUGGCCGUGGAGAAGGGCCUCACCGCGCAGAGCUUCAGGUGUGCAGGCUGCCAGGGCCAGGUGGGCUUGUCUGGAGGCAGAGCCAAGGUGUGCUGCUACAGUGGCUGGUACUACUGCCCCGGCUGUCACCAGGACAACACCUUCCUCAUCCCAGCUCGUCUUCUGCACAACUGGGACACCGGCCAGCACAAGGUGUCCAAGCAGGCCAAGGAGUUCCUGGAGUUUGUGUACGAGGAGCCGCUGCUGGACGUGCAGCGGCUCAACCCCUUCCUCUACCAGCACUGUGAGGCCCUCAGCGCCGUGCUGCGCCUCAGGCAGCGGCUGCAGUCGCUGCGGGCCUACCUCUUCAGCUGCAGGGCCGUCGUGGCCGAGGACCUCAGGAGACGGAUCUUCCCCAGGGAGUACCUGCUGCAGCACAUCCACCUGUACUCCAUCGCUGACCUGCAACAGGUCAUCGAUGGUAAGCUGGCCCCCUUCCUGUCCAAGGUGAUCAAGUUCGCCAGCUCCCACGUGUUCAGCUGCAGCCUCUGUCAGGAGAAGGGCUUCAUCUGUGAACUCUGCAAAGACGGACAGGUCAUCUACCCCUUCCAGGAGAGUGCCACCAAGAGGUGUAAAGGUUGUGACGCCGUGUUCCACACUGAGUGCCACCAGAAGGCCCAGCCGUGCCCCCGCUGCGUGCGCCGUGAGAUGCACACCAGGCACUCGGCCUUCUGGGCGAACGAGGACGACGACCCCCCCGACUGCUACCAGAACACCUGAGAGGGCCCCCCCCCCCCCGACCCACAACAGAAGCCCACUGCAUUCUGGGAAGCCGGAUUUCCCUGCGUUUACUGGAAUCGGUCGAGUCUGAACAAAAAGGGGAAAGGCUUGUCUCCGAGAUUAGCAGUUAGCAUUUUGGGCUAAUGCUAACUCUGCAAGCUAACACGCUACGUAGCAGGUUAGCUUUGCGAUUUGUAGCUCCGCCUCCGAGUCGGUUUGGAUAACAGCGGCCGACUACUUUUUCCGAAAAUAUCGUGUUCCAAGGCGUGUAAUUUUUUUGGAAUUGCAGACAUUGCCGAUUUUAUUUUAAACGUUCACACUUAAUGAUAGUGUGUAAGCUCCGCCCAUGGCUCCUAUAGGCUGUCAUUGAUAGGUUGUUUAACUGACGCACAGCAAACCGGAUGUCGGACUACAUAGUGUUGGUGCUAGCUCGAGUUCUGGUAUAGGUUUAGAGUUAGGGCUACCUGCUGUUUGAAACAGACACACACACAAGCACACGCACACACACACACACGGGUACAUAAGCACAUACACACGAGGAAGAAGCAAUGAGCCACGUGCUGUAUGCUAAAUAAAGACUCUGUUUUCUCAAAGGACACCGCCUGCAAGACUAUAAUAAAUAAAUUAUAAACAUUAUAACCAUCCUCAAGAUACUUGAUUGGUGAAAAAAAUACAAGCCUAAGCUAACUCAAUAUUGAUUUUCAAAUUUAAUAAUUGUGAAACAAUGUCAUAUGCAAUAUAAUGUGUCUCUUGGGUUAUGUUCGAACACCGGUGUUUUGUGUUUAUGGCCACUAUUUAUUGUCUUUUUAUUUGUAAUAAUUUAUCUUUAUUGCCUCAUCAGAAUGUCCAUUCAGCCAACCCCUUUUUCUGUUACUGUAAAUUAUUUAUUAUUUAUUUCAAUAAAUGGUAAUAAAA
This is a messenger RNA of Gadus chalcogrammus (walleye pollock), 5372 nucleotides long. It is a transcript of the gene plekhm3, whose product is annotated as pleckstrin homology domain containing, family M, member 3. The transcript is spliced from 12 exons. Bases 2091 to 4457 code for a protein of 788 amino acids. The record is from RefSeq and is a predicted model, not a curated record. NCBI's taxonomy places the organism in Eukaryota, Metazoa, Chordata, Actinopteri, Gadiformes, Gadidae.